Molecule: messenger RNA, 864 nt
Organism: Lodderomyces pseudojiufengensis
Lineage: Eukaryota; Fungi; Ascomycota; Pichiomycetes; Serinales; Debaryomycetaceae
Exons: 1
Coding region: 1-864 (287 amino acids)
Cellular component (GO): cytoskeleton
Molecular function (GO): actin filament binding
Source: RefSeq, a predicted model, not a curated record
AUGUCACCUACAAAAUUGGAAACUACUACUGAAACUAAUACAAAGGGGUACGACUUAGGAACGAGAGGAUCACAUAAUAUAUCUAAAGGUGGAAAACAUCCUUAUCAAAUACCCAAAUUUGACAAUAAGAAAGAUGAAAGAAAAUAUAUACUACAACAUAUGGCAGCUGCGUUUAGAGUAUUUGCAAGAAAAGGUUAUACUGAAGGUACUGCUGGCCAUAUAUCUGUAAGAGAUCCAAUUGAUACAAAUACUUUUUGGAUAAACCCAUUAGGAAAACAUUUUGGUUUGAUUAAAGUGAGUGAUUUAGUCCAUGUUGAUGAAGAUGGUAACGUUUUAGGGGAUGGAAAUCAAACUGCUAUAAAUGCAGCAGGGUUUGCCAUACAUAGUGCAAUACAUAAGGCUAGACCUGAUGUGAAUGCGGCUUGUCAUACCCACUCUACUUAUGGUAAAGCUUGGUCAAGCAUGGGUAAACUUUUGGAUAUGAUUAAUCAAGAUGUUUGUACAUUUUAUAAAAAGCAUUCUAUUUUUACAGAUUUUGGAGGAGUAGCUUUAGAAGAAGAGGAAGGUCAAAAAAUAGCAGCCGCGUUAGGAGAUAAUAAAGGAAUAAUUUUACAAAAUCAUGGAUUGUUGACUGUUGGUUCAACAGUUGAUGAGGCAGCAUAUCUCUUUACUUUAUUGGAGAAAUCAUGUCAAGUUCAAUUAUCUGCUCAACAGGCUCUUUUACCUGGUGAAAAAUUGAAAAUUAUAGGGGAUACAGAAGCAAGUUAUUGUGAAUACAAAGAAGGGGAUCCCGAAACUUUGUUUACUGAGUUUCAACCUGAUCUUGAAAUGGAAUUAUAUCUUAAUGAUGACUUUUUGAAUUAA